AUGGGUUUCUUUGGGAAGAGGGACGCUUCUGGCGACACGGCGGGUAACGUCGAUGCCAUUGUCGAGGCUCCAGGGUCCGACCCUGAGAAGCAACAUGUCGCACACGAUGAGGAAUCUCACACGGCACUUCCGCAAGUCCUCCGGACGGUCGCCAUUGACCCCGCUGUUGAAGCCCGUUUGGUGAGAAAGUUGGACUUGAGAGUUCCGACUCUUUUAGGGUUCCUAUAUCUUCUUUCCCUCCUGGAUAGGAGCAACAUCGGAAAUGCCAAAAUCGCAGGAAUGGAAGAAGACUUGCAUCUUACUGGCAGUCGCUAUACAUGGCUCUUGACCAUCUUUUACAUAUCCUACACAUUGUUUGAGUUCUUGGCUUUGAUGUGGAAAGUCAUGCCACCCCACAGAUGGGCAGCCAUCACAGUCAUGACCUGGGGCAUUGUUGCAACCUGCCAGGCUGCGACGCAGAGUUGGGGUGGGAUGAUGGCCUUGCGCUUUCUGCUUGGAAUGUCCGAGGCAGCCUUCGGGCCCGGCUCUCCCUACCUGCUAUCGUUCUUCUAUCGUCGCCAGGAACUCGGCCUCCGUUGUGGUAUGUUCUUGUCAGCUGCUCCUCUGGCAAAUUGCUUUGCCGGGGCUCUCGCCUAUGGGAUCACCUCUGGACAUGCCAAGAUCGCCAAUUGGCGGUUAUUGUUCAUUGUCGAGGGGAGCCCGUCGCUCUUGGCAGCCUUCCUGGCAUGGUUCUACUUGCCCGAUCACCCCGCAUCUGCUCGAUUCUUGACCGAGGAGGAGAAGGCAGUGGCACGCGCCCGAUCGUUGCGACGUAGUGGUGAAAGCGAGCGGGUUACCGGCAUUAACUGGAAGGAACUGUGGCAGACCUUGUGGGAUGCCAAGGCAUGGCUCACUGCAUUGAUGUACUUCAGCUGCAAUGUGAGCUUCUCAUCGCUGCCUGUCUUCCUUCCCACGAUCCUUGAAGACAUGGGGUUCACCUCGAUCAACGCUCAAGGCCUCACUGCUCCACCAUUUUUUGCCUCGUUUCUCGUUACAAUUGCCACUACCUGGCUGGCCGAUCGGAUUCAGCAGCGAGGCUUGGUUAUCGCUCUAUUCUCGCUAAUCGGUGCGAUCGGAUAUGUGCUGCUUGCGACCUGUACCUCUGUUGGUGUGCGCUACUUUGGCGUGUUCCUGGCUGCUGCCGGAGUUUUUCCUUCGAUCGCAAAUAUACUUCCUUGGGUCCUGAAUAAUCAAGGCUCGGACAGCCGACGCGGAAUGGGUAUUGUCAUUCUCAACAUCAUCGGCCAAUGUGGUCCCUUCUUGGGAACCAAUGUCUUCCCAUCGAGCGACGCGCCCCGCUAUAUUCGGGGGCAGUCGAUCUGCGCGGCCUUUAUGUUCUUCACUGUGAUACUUGCACUGUCUUUGCGAACAUUGCUGGUCUGGGAGAACCGCCGUCUGGACAAGCAGUAUGGUACUGCGGCCGAAAGGGCUGAGAGAGCGACUUCAAAGGAAAGCUUUGCUUUUGGAGAGGAAAAUUAUGGCGCAGAAUAUCGAUACGUACUCAACGGCAUCCGUUUCUCUAUAACAAACCUUUCUCCUUCCUCCGCUCGAAUUAUGCCGAUAGUAUUUCAAGACCGAGCAGGAAUAUCCCUCUACGAUGCCCAAUUCACCAACUCAGAAGGCACCCGGGGUCCGAUCCCCCCGCACAUCAUAGACCAAGUUGUGGAGCGCCUAGCGCAAUUUCAUAUCACCUGUGCUGAUUUCCAAGUCCCGAGGGAGAAUAUCUACGUUCUGGCGACGGAGGCGACCCGGACGGCGCCGAAUUCGAAGGAGCUUCGGACGCGGAUUAAAGAGGUUACGGGGUGGGAUGUUACGUUGUUAUCGAAGGAGGAUGAGGGGAGGAUUGGGGCUCUGGGGAUAGCGAGUAGUUCUGCUUCGGUGGCGGGGAUUGCGAUGGAUUUGGGAGGGGGGAGUACCCAGAUUACGUGGGUGAUGGAACGGGAUGGGAAGGUGACGACGAGUCCGAAGGGGUCGUUUAGUUUUCCGUAUGGGGCGGCGGCGUUGAUGAAGAGGUUGGAGAAGGGGAAGAAGGCUGGGAAUGAGUUGAAGGAGGAGAUGACGAGGGGAUUUCGGGAUGCAUAUCGACGGCUGGAGCUUCCGGAGGAGUUGUUGGAGAUGACGAGGAGUCGAGGCCGGUUUGAUUUGUAUCUCUGUGGUGGGGGGUUCAGGGGUUGGGGGUAUGUGCUGAUGAAGCAGUCCAAGGUUGAUCCGUAUCCGAUUCCCAUUAUCAAUGGGUUUAGGGUCAAGAGGGAGGAUUUUCACGAUACGGUGGGAGUGUUGGAUGUGGUUUCGGACCCGGAUGAGAAGAUCUUUGGCGUGUCGAAGAGACGCGCAUCGCAGAUUCCGGCUGUGGCGGUUCUCGUGAAUGUGAUUAUGGAUGCGUUACCGGCGAUUACCCAUAUUCAGUUCUGUCAGGGGGGUGUCCGUGAAGGCUAUCUCUUUGAUCGACUGCCGAGUGAGGUUCGGGCACAGGAUCCCCUGUUGGCUGCGACGUUGCCGUAUGCGCCUCCUUCUGUGGACGCGAUCAGGGAAUUGCUCCAGUCGACGCUGCCGACGGCAUCUUCGCCCAUCGGGUCGUUUCACCCUCCGCCUUCUUUCACCUCGAACUUGAUUGCGGCGAUUGCGAACCUGCUCUAUGCCCAUUCGCAAGUCCCGCGGGAAUCGCGCUCAGCGGCGGCGUUGCACAGCACAACCACAGGCAUUCUGGCCUCGACGAACUGUCUCUCGCAUGUUGAACGAGCUCUGAUUGGACUUGUGCUCUGUGAGCGUUGGACUGGGGACCUCGCACCCAUGGACCAGGCGUAUCAUCGGCAACUGUCCCGGUGUCUGUCCGCGAAGGAGAUAUGGUGGUGUCAGUAUCUGGGCCGGGUGGCUGUCAUCGUUGGGGAUGUGUAUCCUGCCGGUCGGGUGUCGGAAACACACUGGCGGAUCUGUUUCGAAACGGGGUGGGAGUCUAUCGUGAAGAAGAAAGAAACCUGCGAUUUGCUGCGGUUGAAGGUGAGGCGGAAUGAGGUUGCGGGUGCGACGUCGGUGCUACGAGAUAUUUUGCAGGAAAGGGCGGAGAAGGUUGAGAAGGCUGGGAAACGGAAAAACUGGGUGCAUGAGUAUGGUGUGCGGGUUGGAGUGAGUAUUUGCUGA
Messenger RNA from Aspergillus sclerotioniger CBS 115572, 3177 nucleotides. Its product is annotated as putative MFS transporter. Gene Ontology annotation, molecular function: transmembrane transporter activity. The transcript is spliced from 7 exons. Gene Ontology annotation, cellular component: membrane. The coding region runs from base 1 to 3177 and encodes 1058 amino acids. The record is from RefSeq and is a predicted model, not a curated record. Lineage: Eukaryota; Fungi; Ascomycota; Eurotiomycetes; Eurotiales; Aspergillaceae. Gene Ontology annotation, biological process: transmembrane transport.